Pectinophora gossypiella (pink bollworm) is the source of this 3171-nucleotide messenger RNA. RefSeq names its product exonuclease mut-7 homolog (gene Nbr). The transcript has a single exon. Lineage: Eukaryota; Metazoa; Arthropoda; Insecta; Lepidoptera; Gelechiidae. Bases 248 to 2818 code for a protein of 856 amino acids. The record is from RefSeq and is a predicted model, not a curated record. Gene Ontology annotation, biological process: nucleobase-containing compound metabolic process. Gene Ontology annotation, molecular function: 3'-5' exonuclease activity; nucleic acid binding.
CGGCUUUCCUUUGUGUUCGUUCCAUGUUCGUUCUGUCGUUAGGGAUGUGUUGUAUUGUAAACGGUAACUCAUGCAUAGUGAAACGUCAACUGCGUCAACAAUAUGUCAAAACUGACAUGAUUGACAAAUCAAUUCGAAGAAAGUGUUUGCUUGAAUUAUUAUUUUGUUGUAUGUUUAUUAAAUCGUUUUGUUAAAUAAAUAGGCAUAUUGCAAUGUAAAUUAUUGCCUACUUUAAAUCAUAUUAAAUAUGUCUCGCCAAUUUGAAGCCUGUAGUAUUGUGUCGAAUAUGAAUAAAACAAAAAUGGAUCUGAAUCAGCUUGUAAGCAAGAAUCAAUCUAUCAAAAUUGUUCCUUCUGUCGAAGACUCCUUGCGGGCUACUGGUUUAAAUGUGGAUCUUGACGACAACGCCAAAUUAUGGUUCCAGCAGCUUAAAAUAACAUGGAAAACAUGGAAGAAAAGUGCAACUAUAGAAAGCCACAUAGAAAUGUUUUUUCAUUCAUUACCAGACCCACAUAGGGUAGCACUCGUGUUUACCAUAAAAUCCGAAGACUUUAAAGACUGUAAACCCAAAACAUUGCCGUAUUUUAUUAUAGAAACAUUACAAAAAUGGUCACAUGUAAAUGGAGUUGUACCCGAUGAAUCUUUAAAACUACCUGCAUUUCGUAUCGCUAUUCAACAACGUAACCAACAUUUCCUUAGCUUGAUGGUGAAAACCUACCAAGUUGCUACUAUCAAGGAAACCAUCUUGCCUAUAGUGAAAGACAUGAUUAGGGAUGAUAACUGCAGGCAAGCUUCUCAUAUAGUUAUAGCCAUGGAAUUGUUUGAAGAUAUACCAGUGCAAGAUCUUCUUUUCCCUUUAAUUUUGCAAGACAAAACUAACAUGAUUGAUGAAUAUUUGGCAGAGUGCCCCAACCAAGUCCAACCCCUACUACAGUUUCUGGACAAGCUUCUAGAUAAAACUGUUAGUAUUCGUGACUAUGUACAAAGCUACAUAGAAGAAAAUAAAAUUGGUCAUGUUAAGUAUGACAAGCUACACUAUAAGCCACUUGGAAAGUUAGUAGCGCGGUUGUGUAAUAAGUUUAAUGUUCCCAUUGAGUCAUGCAAGAAUCUCAGCAAGAAUCGAACAACUGGAGGAUUGAGGUAUUUGAUACAUCAAAAGUAUCAGGAACACAAUGUCAGUUCCUCAGUCUGGGAUGACUUAGUGAAAGACUCCUUGAAACAGAGUGCUGGAUCUGCUCAGGAAUUUAUUGACAUGUUAGUUGACUAUGACAAAAAAGAAGCCCUGAAAUGGGCUCAAUACUUAAAAUUACCUGAAAAUGACUUACCCCUUGCUUUGAGAGAUUUAUCAUUACAAGAGACAAAUGAUGAAGAUGAAGAUUGGGAUGCACCACUAAAAAAUGCUACACAAUCAUGUUAUAAGCUUUCUAUACCAGCUGAUCAUAUAAUUAUGAUUGACACUCCUGAGAAAUUUUAUGACCUUAUGAAUUCUGAUAUAGUGAAAUGUAAUGUAGUAAGCAUUGAUUGUGAAUGGAAACCAUCAUUUGGAGCUACACAAUCUCAAGUUGCACUAGUACAAAUUGCUACACUUAACCAAGUCUUCCUAAUUGAUGCAUUAAUUUUAAAUAAGCAACAGUAUUCAAGUUUUUGGUACACAUUCCACAAGUCCUUUUUAGAGAAUGCUGAAAUCAUUAAAAUAGGAUUUGGACUCGAACAAGACCUAAAAGAAAUGAAAGCUACAGUAACUGGACUAGGUAAUAUUAAAGUAAAAGGGGAAGGAUUACUAGACUUGAGCCUUUUAUGGAAGAAUCUCAUAGACUGUGGACUGACCUUAUCUGGCAACAGUGAUAAUGUAGGUUGCAGUCUCAGCUCCCUUGUGCAGUCAUGUUUUGGAUUACCUCUUGAGAAAUCAGAACAGUGUUCAAAUUGGGAGUUAAGACCACUUAGGGACACACAAAUAAUGUAUGCUGCCCUUGAUGCUCAUGUGCUUGUAGAAAUAUAUUACUAUUUGCAAACAUUGAGUCAACAACAGAAUAUUAACUUUGAAGAAAUUUGUAAUGAUGUUAUGUUAGAAGGGAAAAAGAAGUGUACAAAGAAAAAAGUAGUUGAUAAGAUUCAGGCUGUAGAUUGCAACAAGUCUGUGAAGGAUAUGAAAUUUCUAGUUGAUCCAACACUAUCCAAUAUAAUGUGCUACUUGAGAUAUUGUGGCUUGGACACAACUGUGAUGUCUACCACCAUGUUGUGGUAUGAUGUAAUAAACUUAGCUAUAUCCGAGGAUCGUCUGAUCCUAUUAACUAAAUUGAAGUGUACACCAACUUCAAAUUUUCCGCAAAAGUCUAUAUUAGAUGUAGGAAAAGGUAGUAUUAAGGAACAGCUUCAAAAGGUUCUUAGCAACUUUAAUGUAAAGAUUAAAGAAAGUGAUUUCCUAAGCAGAUGUAUAAAUUGUAAUAGCCAAGAUAUGGUGAGACUAUCACCAAAUGAAAUUUGUAACAUCUGUGUAAAUUAUGAGUCUAGUAGUAAGAAUAUUAACACCAGGUACCAAAGAGACAGUGAUGAUGAUGAUGGCGAUUUCAAAAAUUUUCUUAGUGAUUCAGAUUGUGAUGAGGAUUACUUACAGCCUGUCCAAGCUGUGUACAGCAACAAUACAAGUUGUGUUACCAAUAGAGGUGUGGCUAUCGAGAUAAGUGAUGUUCGUAAAUUGACAGAAUCUCAAAAACCAGGAAUAUUGUGUCAAGCGUGUGGAAAAUUGUUUUGGGAAGGAGAUCCUUACUUGCAGUCAGUUGUUAAUGUAGUUUUUAGUGUAAUAAAGUUCAGUAACUGAUACACUUUUACGGAGGGGCGGAUGCACAGUACAAAUAAGUAAAACACUCAGCAAUAAAAUAAACUGUUAUAUAUUUUUAAUUAAUGUGAACUUGAAAAUACUAUUAGUUACCUAGAAUUGUAUAUUUUCUUUAACUACAUUUAUAGUAGAAGUAAAACAAGCAAGUGGUAUGCAAUGCUGUAAGUGUUAAUAUAAAAAUGAGGCACACUUUUUAUACAUAAUAUUAUAUGAGUGAACUAUAAUGCAUUGUUACAGUUUUUUAUUACAUUUAGCUAUUAACUUGGUUCACUUACUGUAUGUACAAAAUACAUAGUAAGUAGUUUAUACAAUAAUCAAUUAAAAAUAUAGUAAAA